AUGGGUGGAAUAGCCGCCUUCUGUACGGGAUGUGUUCUUCCCAGCCUCCAGGUGGCGGUGUCGCACUCUAUUCAGCUCCGUUAGUGGCCAUGCGUGGCCGCCCGAGCACCUUGUCGACAGUACACUAUGGUGACAGCGGCGGGGGCAGGUCACAAUGUGCGGCCCGAACGGAGCGAGGGAACGGGAGAGAACCGGGGGCCGAGCACCGAGUGAGGGAGUUUUGGAGGAUGAAUUACCAGCCGGUCCCCAGCGAAGAGGCGGCCCAUGGAGCCAGGCGCCACAGCCAGGAGCACAGCUCGACUCAUGCUGUGAAAGACUUCAGACUCGGUAAUACUCAGGGCUGCCCAGAGUUGGUGUGCAGUUGGAUUCUGAUCGUCCUUGCUUGUAUCUUUAUGGUCCUCACUUUUCCAGUCACAGGCUGGUUUGUGCUAAAGUCGGUGCCGAAGUAUGAGCGGUUUGUUGUGUUCCGCUUAGGAAGGAUUCUAGGCAGCAAAGGCCCUGGAAUGAUCCUCCUGUUGCCUUUCAUUGACCGGUGGCAGAAAGUUGACCUCCGAUCUAAAACUUUCAUUAUUGCACCAUUUGAGGCAAAAUGUAAAGAUGGAGCCCUGAUCACUGUGGGUGCAGAAGUGCAGUACCGUAUCUGGAAUCCAGUCCUGUCAGUGGCACUAGUGGAGGAUACUGACAGCACUACGGCUUACAUUGCACAGAAUGUAAUGAGGCGCUUGAUGCACAAGGAAACCCUGGCGCAAAUCCAGGAUAACAAAAGUAAAACUGGAGAAGAGUUAGCGUUUGAGGUCAACAGAAAAGCCAAGCACUGGGGUAUGGAAGUGCAACGGGUGGACCUGAUUCUGCACAGUGUGUUAAACGAACCGAAAGAGGAUCAACCAGACUCCCAGACCCCUCCACCCAGCAGUCGACUAGACAAGCUUCCUGCUCCUCUACGGAAGUUGGCCACGCAAAUGCUGCAAAGCAGACGAUCUCCACAACCAGUGCAGCUUUCUUCACAUUCCAGUGAGAGCGAAGACAGUGUUCGGACCUCAUCUGAAAUGUCUGAAUCUGAAGAUCUAGAGAGUGACAUUGUCAAUCCAGACUGGAUACUUUCUAAAGUGAAAGCAUUCCUUUCUGAGGACCUCGUGAAACAGAUUGGAGCCCGUUAUCUUUUCACUGUUAACCAGAAGGAUGGGACUCAAAAUUUGUAUUUUCUGGACCUUAGCAGAGAUUCUGGAAGUGCAGGCUACGGCAUGCCUGAAGGAGACCCUGAUGUCACUCUGGAAGUGACAGAAGACACCAUGCAGGCUUUGUUCUCAGGGGACCUCAAGCCCUUUUCUGCCUACAUGAGUGGACGGAUACGCAUACAAGGUGAUUUGAAACUCGCAAUGAAGCUGGAGGAUCUCAUCAAGAAGCUGAAUCGAUGAUGCAGCAAAAAAGUGCACACCCUGCCUGCCCCAGACACAGACUCCCAAGUAUCAUGUCUUGUAUUUUAUUUAUUUUUGCUAAUUUUGCUGUACUAUCGUAUUGUUCGUAGUUUUUAUGGAUGCAUUUUGGUUAUAAAAAAUAUUUGUAAUGCUAGAUUGGACUGCCAUGCUAUACUAUCUAAUUCUCCGGUAUGCGGCAGCAGUUAGCUUUGCAUGCCUCUGAAUCUCCCAAGUGUCUCUAAGGAGUGAGUGGUUAUGGUCCGGAAUAUGUUGCCUGAGGAUGCUAUUAGAGGCAGAUUCAGUUGUGACUUUUAAAAAAGGAACUGAAUCUGCCCUUGGAGAGGAGAUUUGCUGGGCAGUGGGACUGAUCGGAUGACUCUUUUAAAGGUCUGGCAAGAGAUGUUAGGCCGAGUGGCAGCAUCUUGCAAGAUCACUCAAGUGGCUGAAAUUCUUGUGGUUUUGUACAAGUCUAACAAUGAAGAUUAAUUAGACCAUAGUGCCUUAGUCCUUUUAUUUAAAAAAAGUAAUAAUUUAAAUAUUUGGUGGAUUAGCAAUUCUAUUACUCACAGUAAAAAUUAACCUCUAGAUGAUUUUGAUAAUGCUGUCCAUUGGAGCUGCCAGUUUUCCUAUGUUAGUGGUAACUUGCGUCAAAAAGUACUUCAUUCAUUACAAAUUGCAAUGGGCCAUUCUGAGGCAAUGAAAGGCGUUAUGUAAAUGCAAGUGUCCUUACUUUUUAAUGCUGACUUCUCUGAAGGUGAAUUGCAGGAAACACUAUUAGCUAGGUCUGUGAAUGCUUGAAAGCUAAUUUUGUCUUAAUUUUUACUGUCAAAUUAAUUUAGAGUUAAAACAAUGGGAAGAGCAUAGUGCAAUAUUGAUUGUUUAUAAAAAUGUAAUCAAGCUGAAAGAGAAAUUCUGAUCGAUUUCUGAAUUUAUUAGCUGCAAUAUGAAAUCCAAGAUACCAAAUUUCUGUACUGGGAUUGAAAUAAAUUGUCACAGUUUGUAAA
Molecule: messenger RNA, 2419 nt
Organism: Rhincodon typus (whale shark)
Lineage: Eukaryota; Metazoa; Chordata; Chondrichthyes; Orectolobiformes; Rhincodontidae
Gene: stoml1
Product: stomatin (EPB72)-like 1
Exons: 7
Coding region: 30-1415 (461 amino acids)
Cellular component (GO): plasma membrane
Source: RefSeq, a predicted model, not a curated record